Molecule: messenger RNA, 4782 nt
Organism: Gossypium arboreum
Lineage: Eukaryota; Viridiplantae; Streptophyta; Magnoliopsida; Malvales; Malvaceae
Product: dehydration-responsive element-binding protein 2A-like
Exons: 1
Coding region: 3070-4557 (495 amino acids)
Biological process (GO): positive regulation of DNA-templated transcription; response to stress
Cellular component (GO): nucleus
Molecular function (GO): DNA-binding transcription factor activity; transcription cis-regulatory region binding
Source: RefSeq, a predicted model, not a curated record
UAUUUUGAUAAAUCCUUAAAAGUUUUGGUAAACUGUUAUAUAUAUUAGACCUCGAGUUGCAAAGCGAUCUUGGUUUCUAAGGUGAUGAUGCCAUAUUCACAUGGAAGAAAAAAUUAAUUUAGAGGAGAUUGAGAUGUGGUGAGUAGGGGGAAGAAGAAGGGUGUUUAUAUAAGGGAUAAGGUGGGGUAUAAAGGCAAAAAAAAUUAUUUUGGGAAUCCCGAUUGUAAGGCUCAGAAGCAAUCAAAUCAAGGUGGUUGAAAUGGCUAGAAAGGAAAUGUUCCCUAUAAGGGAUAAGGGAUAAGGGAUAAGGGAUAAGGUGAUGAUGCCAUAUUCACAUUGCAGAUGAAAUUUGUAGGUUAUUGAGCUUCAUGACAUCACUGUGAAUUCAAUCACAACUUAAAACUAUGACUACGUCUCCCUCAAAGCGAGAGAGAAAUAAAUCUUUAAACCCUAAAAUUUCAACACACAAAAUGAAGAAAAAAUUAAUUUAGAGGAGAUUGAGAUGUGGUGAGUAGGGGGAAGAAGAAGGGUGUUUAUAUAAGGGAUAAGGUGGGAUAUAAAGGCAAAAAAAAUUAUUCUGGGAAUCCCGAUUGUAGGCUCAGAAGCAAUCAAAUCAAGGUGGUUGAAAUGGCUAGAAAGGAAAUGUUCCCUAUAAGGGGUGUUUUCCUCUGACAUGUCAAACAUGUGGCUUGAAAACACAUCCUAUAGGAAAUGUUUUCAUUGCCAUGUUAGACGAAAGCGUCCCAUGUAAGGAGCAUUUUCUCUAUGGCUAUUUCAACCACAAAACUUGAUUGCUUUUAAGCCCCUACAACCUAGAAUUUUUGGGAUAAACUUGAUAGAGGAAAAUGUAGAAAUCACAGGUGUCCUAAUUUAUCAUUCUAACUCGACUUUAAAUUUUCUCGAAUCGAGUCAAGUGAAAUAAAAUUUGAGUCGAGUGGAAGUUUUUGAGUUAAAUUAAACAUGCCAAGUUAAAAUCUUCUGCCAAUAUAACUAAUUCUAUGUUAAAGCACAUAAAUUUAAAACCAUAUAUAUUUUAAAAUUUUUCCAAAGCAAAAUAAAAAAAAAAUAGUAUGAUAAACUUGAAUUGUUAAUUAACUUGAUUGCAUACAAACCAAAACAAUUUAAUAAAAUUGUUUUGUACAUCAUAAAUAAGUGUACCUUUUGAAUGUAAAACAAAAUAUAUAAAAAAUUACAAAAUAACGCAAUCAUGGGCAUCUUGAAUGUGUGCCACAAUCGGGUGGGCAUCGAGCAUGCCUAAGAUUAUGUCACACUAUUGCGUUUGGCGAUUGCUCGUCAACUUCGGCCUCACCUUGACGUGCACGUCUCAAUCUCUGACUUCGUCUCCUUCCUCCGUGGUUGAACCCGAUCGUGUCCUAGCCACUCAUCGUGGAUGGGUUGAGUCAACGGUUGUGAGGACGACCCAUCUUGGUAGAACAACGAUGCUGAGGUAUUUACAACACUAUCGAUGAGCCAUUAUAUGGUGUCACCUAGCUCGAUUGCAAAUAGAAUGUGGGAACUAAAGGUGAUAUCGAAUGUGUCAGUGUUGUUGGCGGGACUGGUAUGUAAUAUGGCACGGUGGGUAUCGGUCGUGCAUAAUAUAUCCCUAGAGAAGGUGUUGAUGCAGGGAAUGGUGGGGCUUGUUUUGGUGAUUGUUUAAAAUAAAUUGGUGCUGCAUGUGUUGAUGUAUGGAAUGAUUGUGCAUGUUGUGGUGGUUAUGUAAAAUAAACCAUGAUUGAAGGUGAUGAUACAGGGAAUGAGUGUGCGUGUUGUGAUGGUUAUGAUGAGUGGGGGAUCCAAUUUAGUCCCCCUAAGCAUGCGAGUAGCGUAUAAAAAGCCUGUAUCUCACAAGUGUCCAUGAAUGACCUUCGGUGCUUCUUCGCUUAAAUUGUUUAUGUACGUCUCUAAAAUUUAAUAUUCGGGCUGAGUAUAUAAACAUAAAAAUUAAUAAUCUAAACAACUUAAUAAUUAACUAUUUAAAUAAACUUACUUACCAUUUGUAAUUGAACAUGAGAGAUAUACUUGUCAUCAAAAGGAAUAAAUUGAUUUGUCUUUUAAAGUUUUAUAAGAAAAGAAUAAAAUCAAAGAGAAUAAAAUUCAAAAAAUAUUUAAAACAAUAUUUGAGGAUUGAAAGUUUGAAAUUGAAAAUUAAAAUUUGGAUAUUGAAAAUAUAAAAUUAGAAAUUGGGGAUUGAAAAUUGAAGAUUAAGAAUUUAGGAAGAAAGAAUGAGUAUGGAGUAUUUUGGUGAAAAGAAUGAAUUUAGGGGUUUAUAUAUGAAUUUUUAUGAUUGUUGGAUUUUAGUACCAUUAAAGGAAAACGCACCUUACAUUUUCAUAUAACCUAAUUUAAAAAAAACUAUAUCUUGCAUGAAACUCUCCUUAAAUAUUUUUUUAAAAAAUAACCUAAUUUAAAAAAAAAAUUCACCAUUUUCAUAUAAAAUAACCUCUAAAAACUCUCCUUUUUGAAAGCUUUUUCUAAGCUUGUAUUAACUUUUCUUUUCUAGAGUUUCCCGUGCUAUUUUGUAUAUUAAAUAUGAUACAACAUGAAAAAAGCAGCAGCGGCCGCAAUGUGCACGCUGAAAAGUACUAGUAAAAGACAAGUCUUCCACGCCAAGAAAAGGCAAGGAUGGGAUGGGAACUGAGCUACGUUUGUCGGGGUUUAGCCACGACUUAUACACCUAUCUUAUGAUCCAUACAAAAGAUGCCGCGUCCCCUUUUUAUCCAUUUUGGGAAUGCACAAAUAAGUCAAAUAGAAAAUAUCAAAUGUUGUGUUUUCCUUCGAUCCCAAGGAAUCCUUAGCUAACCCUCACCAAAAAUAGAUUACAACGUCAAGAUUUCCACUGCUUUCCAUAAUACAAUACACCACACAAAACCCAAAGACAAAGUUAAACCCUUACUUCGUCAAAGCCUCUGAGAUCAUUCCUGACCCAGUGUUCCCUUUCUCCUUUUUCUGCUCCUAAUUUAUUCUGUUUCCUUUCAUUACAUAUUUACGUCACUAGCUAUAUAUAUAUACAUACUUCGAUUUCCUCUCUGUCAGGUUUUUUUUCUCUUUUUUUUGUUGAAUCAGGUACCUAUGAAAAUAAAGCGCAGUUCUUGUGAUACGGAGGAUGGUUUUAUUGCUAGUAAUAAGAAACCACGCACAAGGAGGAGUGGACGUAAAUCAGUAGAGGACACUAUUGAGAAGUGGAAGAAGUACAACAACAACAACCAACUUGGCUUGGGUGAAGAAGAUGGCCUCAAAAAGGUUUCUAAGCUUCCUGCCAAAGGUUCCAAAAAGGGGUGUAUGCAAGGGAAAGGAGGCCCCGAGAACUCCAGAUGCAAGUACAGAGGUGUAAGACAAAGGAUAUGGGGGAAGUGGGUAGCUGAAAUCCGACAACCCAUCAACAGAAAUCGUCUAGCAAGUAAAGGAAACAACAGGCUUUGGCUUGGAACCUUCUCUAAUGCCAUUGAUGCAGCUCUUGCUUAUGAUGAGGCAGCGAAGGCUAUGUACGGUUCUUAUGCUCGUCUCAAUUUCCCUGAUCAUCAUUCCAAGGAAUCGUUAGAUAACUCCACUACUGAGAUAGGUUCAAUCGAAUCUACUUCAACGUCAACUUUGGAUGAUAAAAGAGCUAAUUAUGAGACCCCUGCAGUAGAGCCUGUUGAAGAAUCUAAGGUACUCCUAGAGAUUAAUUCGACAGGCAAACAUGAUUAUUCUCAAGUUUGUACGGAGGAGGAAGCAGAGGACACUGCAACAGAUGCCAGAGCCAGUGAAUCAACAGGAUGCAAUUCAAGUAAAGAGCUUAGAAUCCACAACUCUAAUGGUAUCAAUGAGCUUAAAGAUGAGGAAUACCAAUUAAGGAACAGUUGUAUGGAUUCUGAUUAUUAUAACACGCAGACAACCUUGGAGAGAAGAGGAACAGAAUCAGAAAGUGACUUCAAUUUUAGAUACAAUUACCUGGAUAAUGAAGACCAAGAUGCUGGCAUUGCAAUAUUUGAGUUGGAUCCGUUUAAGGAUGUUAAAGUUGAGACGCCCGUAACAAGGGAAAACUGGGAAGGUGAGCUUGCUGGAAGUAUUGAAUCCGGUAAGGGGUAUAGUGAAGAUGAUAACUUGAAGACUGAGCUUACGGAUUCAGAUAUUUAUCGUAAGCCUAUAAGUGAAAUGAAAGCAGAAGGGAGUAUAUCAAGGGACGAAGUGGAUGUUGAACCUGGGGGGUUUAAUGAUUUCUAUAACUACAACUGUUUUGAUGAUGUUUAUGAUCUCAAGCGCUAUGUGCCCCCAGAUUCGAGCUGCCAGCAACAACUAAAUACUCCCACAUCUGUUGGUGGUGGCUUUAACUGGUCCGCUAACAAAUUGGAGAGUGUGCAUAGUUGGUCAGGAGAAGCCAUAGCUGAUGUGAAGCCUUUUGCCUUAAUUAGAAAUGACAAGUACGGAUUGGGAGGUGGACUGCAGGAGAGUGGGAACCAAGAUGAAACAGGCUUUGAUUUAGACCACACCAUGGAAUAUUUGAGGCCUGAUGUUGAUUUGGACUUCCUAGAAGCCAUAAAACACACUGAUUUAUGGUCUCCCGAGCGUGAAUUUUAGAAACUUUGGGGCAUCUUUUAGUUGCUGCCUGCCUAGUAUUUUAGUUAAAAUCAAACGUGUCGUUAGAGAAAAUAUGGUUUCUCAUAGGAAAUUUUGUCUGUUGUAGUAUUCUGAUUAUUUGCGGUUCAUUAUUUUUUAGAACUGUUUUCUUCAUUUCAUGUUCGUUUUGAGUGUUUUCUCAGCAUAUCUGCUGAGCAAGUAAAUAUAUACAGUUUUUACUUUUAA